This is a messenger RNA of Syngnathus typhle (broad-nosed pipefish), 5929 nucleotides long. RefSeq names its product RB1-inducible coiled-coil 1 (gene rb1cc1). Bases 393 to 5132 code for a protein of 1579 amino acids. Gene Ontology annotation, cellular component: Atg1/ULK1 kinase complex; extrinsic component of membrane; phagophore assembly site membrane. Gene Ontology annotation, biological process: glycophagy; autophagy of peroxisome; autophagy of mitochondrion. Gene Ontology annotation, molecular function: molecular adaptor activity; protein kinase binding. The record is from RefSeq and is a predicted model, not a curated record. The transcript is spliced from 23 exons. Lineage: Eukaryota; Metazoa; Chordata; Actinopteri; Syngnathiformes; Syngnathidae.
GCCCACAGGAGAUGACAACAACAAAACAGAGCGAGCGAGGCUGUUAGCCUAGUUAGCUCUUCGGUAUAAACAACGGUUAAACCCAGUGGCUGAUUGUUACAUCACCCAGGGUUGGAUAUUAGAACCAUUAAACCUCUUUUUAAAACGACAAUGCUGCUCACGAUCACUAGUCCUCGCUCACAAUGACUGUCAUCAACAGCCGCGCCUUCAAGCUAGUGGUGCUAAGUUAGCUCUAUGUUUGCCAAAGUAACGCGACUGAGCUCGCUUGCUAGCUUGUUAGCUAGCCCACUCGCCUUAGCUAAGGUGGAGACCAACAGCGGGAGAUGCGGAUAAAGUGAGGGUGGCUUUGAAAGACUAAAUGAACAAGUGCAGAGACCAGCGGCCGAUUCAACAUGAAGUUGUAUGUGUUCCAGGUUAACAAUGGCAGCACGCUGACAUUUGACACCGAUCUCGCUGUCCAAACUGUACUGGAGCUUAAACAUGCCAUCCAGGCGAAAUAUAAGAUUUCAAUUCAACAUCAAGUCCUUGUUGUCAAUGGAGGGGAAUGUAUGGCUGCGGAGCGACGUGUCUGCAGCUACAGUGCUGGCACUGAAACCAAUCCCAUAUUCCUGUUCAACAAGGAGAUGAUCUUGUCCGACCGGGAUCCAACCAUUCCCAAAACCGCCUUCUCCAUUGAGAGUGAGAUUCAGGUGAAGGUGGAAGAGUCGCUGCUGAUGCCAGCUGUCUUUCACACCGUUGCCUCUCGAACACAACUCGCUCUGGAAAUGUUUGAAGUUGCCAACAAGCUUAGCUCGUUCUGUGAACGUUUGGUUCAUGACGAACACCUCCAGCACCAAGGCUGGGCCGCCAUCAUGGCCAACCUGGACGAUUGCACGCUGUCCUACCAGAAGCUACUCGUGAAAUUUGACACGGCCUACUCCACCUACCAACACAAUCUGGAAGAAAUUAAGUUUAAACUGACAAAGCUGGGAACAGCGGUCUCCGUGAUGGCCAGGAUACCUCUGCUGGAAUGUUUGACGAGACACAGUCAUCGAGAGCACACAAAGAAGUCCGCCUCCACCCCGGAGAAAGAUUCCGACGAGACGGAAGGAGAAAAAUCCACCGAGUCGGUACUAUGUGCCCAAGAUGCACAGCGGGGCCUCAAGCUACGAGGUUCAACCGAGACGUCCAAAAGCGAAGGUGCUGCUGAGAGAGACCCACGUCAAAUGAGGGACAGCGGAAUGCUUCGAGCCGCGCUGCCGGACGAAGACAUCCCCAUGUCUGACGACAUGCCCCAAAUCAAUGUCACACUGCUGGACUGGAUCAACGUGCAGGAUCGACCUAACGACGUCGAGACUGUCGUUAGGAAAUGCUUCGAAUCCAUUAACAGGCUUGACCCGCGGCUCCUUCAACCUUUCCUAGCAGACUGUCGCGACACCAUCACCAAAUUGGAUAAUCAAAACAUGAAAGCGAUCAAGGGGCUGGAGGACCGCUUAUACGCGCUCGACCAGAUGAUUGCGAGCUGCAAGAAGCUGGUCAAUGAACAAAAGGAACUUGCUCAGGGAUUUUUAGCCAAUCAGAAGCGGGCUGAAAACCUGAAGGACACAUCGGUUCUGCCCGACUUGUGUCUGAGUCACACCAACCAGCUGAUGAUCAUGUUGAACAACCACAGGAAGCUGCUGGACAUCAAAAAGAAGUGCACCACUGCCAAACAGGAGCUCGCAAACAACCUUCAAGUCCGACUCAAAUGGUGCUGCUACGUGAUGCUCCACGCGGACCAGGAUGGCGAGAAGCUUCAAGCUCUGCUGCGACUCCUCACUGAGCUCCUAGAACGGGUGCGCGUGGUCGAGGCCCUCAGCACGGUGCCGCAGAUGUACUGCUUGGCGGUGGUGGAAGUCGUCCGGAGGAAAAUGUUUAUGCGACACUACAGAGAGUGGGCCUAUGCACUUGUGAAAGACGGCAAACAACUGUAUGAGGCAGAGAAGUUCAAAAGGGAGAACUUUGGGAAACUCUUCAGAAAGUCUUUCCUGAGAAACCGCUUGUUCCGAGGGUUCGACGCGUGGCCUCCGACAUCGUUUUGCACACGAAAACCGCGACGAUUCGAUGACGAACUCCCCGACGUCUCCCUCGAUGACUUGCAGUACUUGAAAUUGUGCUGUCCUGUGGAGGUGCAGCCUUUCCUCAUGGUCCCGACAAUGUGCGACUUUGAUCCCUUGAAAGAGCACACGGAGAAGCUCCAUAAGCUGGUCCAAGCGACGCAGAGUUUGGACGACAUGUCUGAAACCAUCACGAACAUGCUGAGCGAACAAAGGGGGUCAUGUAGCCAGAGCACACACAGCGGGUCAACCGCUUUAACGCCUCAGUCGGCAGCGAGCCCGCGUGGCCAGGCCACAACCUUCAACGCUCCCGCCUCUCUCAGCCUGCAAGGAGCCAGCUCGCAUCCGCUCCACGUUACCGCCCCUUCCGAGGACCUUUCUCCGGACAGCAUCGACGCGCAGACCUUUGACUUUGAGACCAUCGGCCAUCCCAACAUGGAUGCCGUCAUGCAGCCCGGGUCCCUCGACCUGGAUUCCCUGGCAGAGAGCCCCGAGUCGGACUUUAUGUCCGCCGUCAAUGAAUUUGUGAUCGAGGGCAACCUAACCUCCCCGAACCCCAUCAGUGACCCGACCAGCCCCGAAAUGAUGGUGGAGUCUUUGUAUUCAUCCGUCAUCAACGCCAUUGACAACAAGCGCAUCCAGGACACCACAACCCUGGAGAGGGAGAACUCGAGAAUCGCCGAGCUCCAUCGAGCCAUCAACAGCUACCGAUCGGCCGCCGAGGAGUCCCACUCCAACCUGAGGUGCGUGAAGGACGACCUGUGUCGGCUGCGAAGUCAGAUCUCGAAAGAGCAAAACGACUUUGGCUUCGCCCUGAGGAGUGUGAGCUCAGAGGUCCGCGACACGGUGGACAACAUCUGCCAGGCGCUUGAGCUGGAGCUGAAAGAGCAGCAUCGGAGCGAGAUGAUGGCCGUUCGGCAGGGGUAUGAGAAGCAGGUCCGCUCGCUAACUGAGGACAACCGAGUCAACCAGAAUAUCGUGCGAGAUGUCCAGCGAGCCAUGCUGGACCUCGAGAGGCUGAUGGAGCGCAAGGAAACAGAACUCACCCAGCUGGAGGGCGACAAGGCGCUUUGGCUCCAAACAGAGAGCGACCUGAGAGAGAAGAUCAACACGUCGGAGCAGCUGCUGAGCGACCGAGAAGGCGAGUUACAGAAACUCUUGGCUUGUAGGGACUCUCUGCAAAGUCAGCUGGAGAAUUUGCAUUUCCAGAUCGAACUUGGCCAGCAGAAGAUUAGGCAGGAACUGGAGGCUGAGGCACAGGCGCACUUGACGGAGCUUGAGGACAGAUUGAAGGCGGAACACACGGCAGAGCUGGGUGACCUCACCAAGGAGCAUCAGGAGGCUUUGGAUCAGGUUGCUGCUGACACCAUGGCCAAGCUAAAGGAAGCAACAGAACAGCAUGACAGUGCCCUCAAAGAGAAGGACCUUCAAAUAAAAGAUCUCGAGGCUCGCAAUGCUGAGCUUGCAGAGCUGCGUUGCAAAGUGGAGAUGGAGUUGGCCCUCAAAGAGACAGAAAUCCAGGAGGCGAGGCUCCUACUAGAGCAGACCAAGAUGCAGCAGGCUGAGGCGGUGAGUUCCCAGGUAGCGGCCCAGACGCAAGUACUCAACGACGAGCUCGCAAAGAUUAAACAAGAACUCCAGGUGAAAAAUGAGGAGUACAAGUUGGACCGAGCCCAGGUGAAGAGCCUCUUGAAGAUUGAGAAGGACCACUGCAUCUCGGAGCUGGUGGAGAGACACGAGAAGGAGAUGGCUCUGUUGCGAAGCGAAUUCUCGGCCCUGCAGCAGCAGGCUCAGGAUGCUGACAGGAGCCACACAGACCGAGUGAAGAACCUCAAGCAAGAGUUGGACCAGCAGGUGUCUGCUGCCAAUGAAGAAAAGGAACUGCAGUUUAGGAAUUUCCAAGAACUGGAGCGAGACUUGAGAACCGCGAGCAGUAAUUUGCAGGCUGAAAACCAGCUUUUACGUAAAAGGCUCGAGGAUGAAGCCUCCGACGAAGCGUUGAAAGUGUUGCAGCUUCAAAAUGAGGAGAUGCAAAAGAGGCUGACCGACCGGAUUCGACAGCUUGAGGAUGAGCUUCACAACAGGCCGUCGUUAGCAAGCGACGCCGGGCUACCCUUGUGCGCCGAGAGCCGCGCAGACGCUCCUCUCUCCCUGGACUCGGCUCUGCAGCAGGAGAGGACCUCCCUGCACACCCAGCUGGAGCUCCUGGAGAGAAGGAAAAACGAGGAGAUCCAGAACCUCAAGACCUCCCUGAUAGCCGAACAACAGACAAACUUCAACACUGUUCUGACUCGCGAGAGGCUGAAGAAGGAGCAAAUCAUCAACGAGCUCACCGAAAAGCUGCAGAGCGUCACCCAGCAGCAGGAGAAGGACAAAGCUCUGAUAGAAACGCUCUCUGAGGACCGAGCCAGCGUGAUGCAGGAGAAGAAGCACCUGGAAGAGGAGCUGAACCGGUUGCGCGGCACCGCCCUGGCCUCCUCGGCCAUCUUUGUCGCGCACGACGUCAGCGGGGCGUGCUCGUCCGUGGUCGUGGCCGACGGGGACAGACUAGCCUCGGUGGCCACCUUAAGGGACGACGGGGACGUCGACUCGGCUGUGGAGGCCAGCAUGGUGACAGUCCAUGACAACAUCUUGAUGUCUGAGGAAAAGCAGAGGAUACUUCUGCUUGAGAGGACUUUACACAUGAAGGAGGAAGAGAACAAGCGGCUCAGCCAAAGACUGAUGUCUCAAAGCAUGUCUUCUGUGUCCUCGCGGCAUUCUGAAAAAAUUGCCAUCAGAGAUUUCCAGGUAGGCGAUUUGGUUCUCAUCAUCCUGGAUGAAAGACACGACAACUACGUGCUUUUCACUGUCGGCCCGACGCUCUACUUCCUGCACUCGGAGUCACUUACGGCGCUGGACCUCAAACCAGCCUCGGGGACAUCAAGGCGACCGUGGGUGCUCGGAAAGGUGAUGGAGAAGGAGUAUUGCCAGGCUAAGAAGGCCCAGAACAGGUUCAAGGUUCCUCUUGGAACCAAAUUCUACAGAGUCAAAGCUGUUCCGUGGAACAGAAGAGUAUAGUAACCGUGUCAGAAAAUGUAGCCAUCAGACCGCACCCUGAAGACAUAACAUUUCACUUGAAAGUAAAAAAAUGUCAGCAUCAUGCAAUUUUUAAGUCCGAAAGCUCCAUCUGCUCCAAGUUCUGUUUUGUUUGUAUUCAUUUCAAGUUAAAUUUGGGUUUGUGGACCAAAUGCUAUUAACAUAAUAAUUAGGGCGUGGCCCUAGACACUGUGGCAUCAAGCCACAUGACCUGCGUGUAAAAACAGAACAAAAUGUAAGCGGCAUUAGUUCUCAGCAUUAUCAGCAUUUGUGGAAAAUACUGUCAUGACUAAAAUAAUUAAAGAAAGAAAUAUAUACAUUACAUUUAUUAUGAUUCUAAAUGUGUAUGGAGGAAUGUUCAUGGCAUGCAUAUUGAUAUGUUUUCUUUGAUUUGAGUGUCGUAGUGGCAAAAUGUAGUUGUUCCUCACAGCAAAGCAGUCAGGUCCUCUUGUGAAUACUGACGUGUAUAUUAUUAACGCUGAGCUGAGUGGGGGGGGGGGGGGGGCAAACAAGUCACCUUUGCAAUCCUGAAAAUGCACUUUGAGAAAAAAAAAUGAAACAGUCAACCAAAAAAAAAAAAAACGGAGCUGCCGUGAUUAUUAUUAUUACGUCGAUGAUCAUGCACAAACCUUCUGGUAGAAAAUGUAGAAAGGAACCGUGUGUGACCGUGUUUCAUGAGGAGACGUCAUUGUACAUCGGCCAUCAGAUCUCACGUGUAAUAAGAAAAAAGAGUGUAUUGCAAAAGAAGAGUUUUGAAACAAUAAAGGAUGGAUCCCAAA